Molecule: messenger RNA, 486 nt
Organism: Letharia columbiana
Lineage: Eukaryota; Fungi; Ascomycota; Lecanoromycetes; Lecanorales; Parmeliaceae
Exons: 2
Coding region: 1-486 (161 amino acids)
Source: RefSeq, a predicted model, not a curated record
AUGGUCCCUAAUCCGCAGCUUCGCACGGGUUCCGACAACGCUUCCACUCACUCUCCUGGAGGCACUACCAACACUAGUCGAGAUCCCCGUGUUACCAACUUUGCCACCUUGCUAGCAGUGAGCAACGCAGCUGGAGACGACGGGCAGAAUCCUCCUUUCCAUGUGGAUGUCGCCGCCCUCUUGUUCGGUGAUCUUCACGGCGGUAGUCAUUUGGGCGCACGGGCUUUUCAUUUCCCUACCUAUGUUCAGAUGUCGAUCUGGCGAGCUUGCGGCAUCACCUUGUGUACAACCCCUAUUGUAAUGGGCAUACCGUGGCUACUGAAUCAUCCGUGGAUAGAAUCGACGCUUGAGACGGACGCCGGUGGGACUUUUCUGCUGAUUGAAUCAGUCUGGUUCGACCUCCUAUCCCUAUGCGAGGCUUUUUCUUUUGGCGGAACCGUCAGUGGGUCUGAGGAGUCCGGUGAAUGGGAGUCACAAGCCUGUUGA